CGGCUCCACACAGGCAAUAAAUGGAGCCUUGUGUCCGGUCGUCGGCCUUCUCGAUCAGGCGAGUUAGUGCUGGGAGCCUACAGAGACCUUUUGCCACUUGUGCUGUCGUCGCUGUUUGAUUAUAACUCUCAAGAUGACUCAUCAGUUCCCAUCCCUGUCUCCGGAGCAGAAGAAGGAGCUCUCUGACAUUGCUCAGAGGAUCGUGGCUCCAGGAAAGGGAAUCCUGGCUGCCGAUGAAUCAACAGGCACCAUGGGAAAGCGCCUCCAGAAAAUCAACGUGGAGAACAACGAGGAGAACCGCCGCUGCUUCCGUGACCUUCUCUUCUCCUCUGACCCCUCCAUCUCCAACUGUGUGGGUGGGGUCAUCUUCUUCCACGAGACGCUCUACCAGAAAUCAGACAGCGGCAAGCUUUUCCCCCAAGUCAUCAAGGAUAAGGGCAUUGUUGUCGGCAUCAAGGUGGACAAAGGCACAGCCGGACUAAAUGGAACAGAUGGCGAGACUACCACACAAGGUCUUGAUGGCCUCUCGGAGCGUUGUGCCCAGUAUAAGAAGGAUGGUUGUGACUUUGCCAAGUGGAGGUGUGUGCUGAAGAUCUCAGAUGGCUGCCCAUCAGCUCUUGCCAUCGCAGAGAACGCCAAUGUCCUUGCCAGAUAUGCCAGUAUCUGCCAACAGAAUGGCCUGGUGCCCAUUGUGGAGCCAGAGAUCCUGCCUGAUGGAAGCCAUGACCUCCAGCGCUGCCAGUAUGUCACAGAAAAGGUCCUGGCUGCUGUGUACAAGGCUCUGUCUAAUCACCAUGUGUACCUGGAGGGUACUCUGCUGAAGCCCAACAUGGUCACUGCUGGACACUCCUGCACCACAAAGUACACCCCUCAGCAGGUUGCCAUGGCUACAGUGACUGCUCUGAGGCGCACUGUCCCCGCUGCUGUACCAGGCAUCUGCUUCCUGUCUGGAGGUCAGAGUGAGGAGGAGGCCUCCCUCAACCUGAACGCCAUUAACCAGGUGCCCCUCCAUCGCCCCUGGAAGCUGACCUUCUCUUAUGGCCGUGCACUCCAGGCCUCUGCUCUUGCAGCCUGGCAGGGCAAAGCUGCCAACAAGCCAGCUGCACAGGAAGCUUUCUGCAACAGGGCCAAGAUCAACGGUCUGGCUGCCAAAGGAGAGUACAAGCCCAGUGGCUCAGCUGACCUGGCCUCCAUGCAAUCUCUGUACACAGCCAGCUAUGUCUAUUAAAUACUGUGAACAUUAAAACCCCCUCCAAAAAAUGCCCAUGGACCAAAUAUUAACUACAAGAAAUGGCUCUGCAUUUCUUGUAUUGUCUCUGCUUUUCUUGAACUACUGUUUGUCUACUCAGUGAAAUGACUGAAAAUAAAUUAAGUGACCAAAAUGUUGUUGGUA
Molecule: messenger RNA, 1393 nt
Organism: Xiphias gladius (swordfish)
Lineage: Eukaryota; Metazoa; Chordata; Actinopteri; Istiophoriformes; Xiphiidae
Gene: aldob
Product: aldolase b, fructose-bisphosphate
Exons: 9
Coding region: 134-1228 (364 amino acids)
Biological process (GO): fructose 1,6-bisphosphate metabolic process; glycolytic process
Cellular component (GO): cytosol
Molecular function (GO): fructose-1-phosphate aldolase activity; fructose-bisphosphate aldolase activity
Source: RefSeq, a predicted model, not a curated record